ACUUUAAAAGUUAGUGACAAUCUCUAAGUACCACUCACUUUCUUUCUUUAUUUCUCCUUCUCUCGCACUCACAGUCACAGAUCAGUCUCCAUGACAUCGUUCAUAGAUCUUUUCGCCGGCGACAUAACGACACAUCUCAUAAAGCUUCUCGUUAUGGUAGCUAACACAGUCUACAGUUGCAAAGGAAUAGCAGAACGACUUGUCACGAUGAUCAAAGAUGUUCAACCAACCAUCAGGGAGAUCCAAUACAGUGGCGUGGAGCUAAGUAACCAUCGCCAGACUCAGUUACGAGUCUUCUUUGAGAUCUUGGAGAAAUCAAGAAAGCUGUGCGAAAAGGUUUUAAGAUGUCAUAGAUGGAAUCCUAAACACGUAUACCACGCUAACAAGAUGAAGGAUCUAGAGAAAAAGAUAUCUCGUUUUCUCCACAGCCAGAUUCUUCUCUCUGUUUUUGCUGAGGUAUGUCAGCUAAGAGUCAAUGGUGACAGGAUUGAGAGACUGUUGAGUGAAAAGAACGGUUCUUUAUUGUUACCGGAGGCUACAAUGGAGAUUGAGACGGUAAGUGAUCAGGCGGUUCAAGUGGUGGGAUUGGAUUUGGGGAAGAGAAAGGUUAAAGAGAUGUUGUUCAAGUUUACUGAUACUAAUCUGUUUGGGAUCUCUGGAAUGAGCGGUUCUGGGAAGACCACUCUUGCGAUAGAGCUUUCAAGAGACGAUGAUGUUAGAGGGCUAUUUAAGAACAAGGUUUUGUUUCUGACUGUGUCACGGUCUCCGAAUAUUGAGAAUCUGGAGUCUCGUAUACGAGAGUUUGUUAAUGAUGGAGUUCAACAACGGAAGCUAGUGAUCCUUGAUGAUGUUUGGACAAGAGAGUCCUUGGAUAAGCUGUUGUCUAGAAUCCGUGGAAGCACAACUUUGGUAGUCUCACAGUCCAAGCUUGCAGAUCCUAGAAUCACCUAUAAUGUGGAAAUGUUGAAGGAAGAUGAAGCCAUGACCCUUUUGUGUCUAUGUGCUUUCGAGCAAGAGUCCCCGCCUUCUCCGUUCAACAAAGAUUUAGUGAAAAAGGUUGUUGAUGAGUGUAAAGGUCUACCUUUGUCUUUGAAAGUUCUUGGUGCUUCGUUAAAAUACAAACCUGAAAGAUAUUGGGAAGGCGUAGUUAAGAGGUUAUCAAGAGGUGAAGCUAUUGAUGAAACUCAUGAGAGCAGAGUCUUUACUCAUAUCCAAGAAAGUCUAGAAAACCUCGAGCCGAGAAUCAAAAACUGUUUCUUGGAUAUGGGUGUUUUCUCUGAAGAUAAGAAGAUCCCUCUUGAUCUUCUCACCAACGUGUGGGUCGAGAGGCAUGACAUCGACGAGGAAACUGCUUUUUCCUUUGUUCUUCGUUUAGCUGACAAGAAUCUCCUUACUAUAGUAAACAAUCCGAGGUUUGGCGAUGUGCACAUUGGCUACUAUGAUGUGUUUGUUACGCAACACGAUGUUCUGCGAGACCUAGCCCUUCAUCUUUCGAGCAAUCGCGUGGAAGUAAAUAGGAGAGAGCGAUUGUUAAUGCCAAAAACAGAACCAGUGCUUCCAAGAGAAUGGGAAAGGAAUAAAGAUGAGCCAUUUGAUGCCAAGAUAGUUUCCCUUCAUACAGGUGAUAUGGAUGAAAUGGAUUGGUUUGACAUGGACCUCCCUAAGGUUGAAGUUUUGAUACUUAACUUCUCUUCAGACAAGUAUGUCUUGCCACCAUUUAUUAGUAAGAUGGUUAACCUCAGGGUGCUCGUGAUUAUAAACAAUGGCAUGACUCCGGCACAUCUACAAUAUGGCUUCUCCAUCUUUGCCAAUUUGACCAACCUGAGGAGUCUCUGGCUCAAGAGAGUUCACGUCCCUGAACUCUCCAGCAACACCAUUCCUUUGAAAAACCUACACAAGAUUCAUUUGAUCCUUUGUAAGGUUAACAACAGUUUUGGUCAGACAACAUUUGACAUCUCCCACAUCUUCCCAAGCUUGUCUGAUCUCACUAUUGAUCAUUGUGAUGAUCUUGUGGAACUAAACUCCACCAUCUCUGGGAUGACCUCUCUCAAGUCUCUGAACAUAACCAACUGUUCCCGCAUUACUCAAUUACCUAAGGAUCUGAGUAAUCUACAGUCCCUUGAACGUCUAAGGUUAUAUGCUUGCCCCGAGCUGACAUCCCUCCCGGACAACAUUUGUGAGCUGCCAUGUCUAAGGUACGUUGACAUUUCACAGUGUAUCAGCUUGAUUUCUCUUCCGGGAAAGAUAGGAAAGCUAAGGACACUUGAGAAAAUAGACAUGAGAGGUUGCAGCUUAUUUGAUCUACCAAGUUCUUUAGCUGGCCUCGAGUCUCUACGCCAUGUCAUUUGCGACGAGAACGUUUCAUCUAUGUGGGAAAAUAUUAGAAAAGUGGUUCCGGAACUUUGCAUUGAAAUCCCUGAGAAAAAUUUCACUGUGGAUUGGCUUGACGAUUAGAUACCUUUAAAUCCAUCAAACUCUUGAUAACUUUUUUGUAUAAAAUCAUUGCUCAUCGGAGCUAGUGAAGUGUACUUUUAAAUGUCUU
This is a messenger RNA of Capsella rubella, 2542 nucleotides long. Its product is annotated as disease resistance protein ADR1. Bases 91 to 2454 code for a protein of 787 amino acids. Gene Ontology annotation, molecular function: ADP binding; ATP hydrolysis activity. The record is from RefSeq and is a predicted model, not a curated record. Gene Ontology annotation, biological process: defense response to fungus. Lineage: Eukaryota; Viridiplantae; Streptophyta; Magnoliopsida; Brassicales; Brassicaceae. The transcript has 5 exons.